Messenger RNA from Lichtheimia ornata, 1563 nucleotides. RefSeq lists its product as uncharacterized. Gene Ontology annotation, molecular function: monooxygenase activity; oxidoreductase activity, acting on paired donors, with incorporation or reduction of molecular oxygen; iron ion binding. The coding region runs from base 1 to 1563 and encodes 520 amino acids. The transcript is spliced from 9 exons. NCBI's taxonomy places the organism in Eukaryota, Fungi, Mucoromycota, Mucoromycetes, Mucorales, Lichtheimiaceae. The record is from RefSeq and is a predicted model, not a curated record.
AUGUCUUUGCUCGGUGAUCGAAAGAAUAACCCAGUGUUGCAGAAAGCUGGCAUUAUUGGAGGCGCCACAGCAGCUGUUCUUGGUCUUCUUGCAUUAAAAUACCCAGACCGUGGUAUUUUUGACGAACACCGAGAAGGCAUCCCAUAUACCAAAGGCUGGCCUUUGGUUGGCAUUCUUCCCACCCUCAUUGCCAAUAAGGAACGAAUCCAUCACAUGUUCUUGGAAGGCUUCGAAUUACAGGAUGCAUUGACCUCCACAUCAUCGGCACUUGGUAUUCCUCGUAGUAUCGUGACGAUCGACCCACGCAACGUUGAAAGGAUUUUGAAAGACAACUUUGAAAACUAUGUCAAAGGACCCCAAUUCAGCCAUGCAACUACCGACCUUCUCGGCCAUGGUAUCUUCAACGCCAAUGGUGAACAUUGGAAAUAUCAACGUAAAACAGCCUCGGUCGUGUUCAAUGUGAGAAACUUCAGGGACCACUUCACCGACGUUUUCAUUCAGGAAAUCAAUUUCAUGAACAAGUUGAUCUUUGACAAGGCUUGCGAAGAUGGUCAGCCUGUUGAUUUCCAUGAUGUCAUGUUCAAGUUUACUUUGGACUCAUUCAUCUUGCUUGGUUUUGGCGUGCAGCUUAACGCUCUUAGCAGCAAGGAAAAGGUGCCGUUCGCUGCUUCCUUCGACGAAUGCCAAAUGAAUUCUUUCCAACGCUUUGUCAAUCCUCUUUGGCCUGUCACCGAGAAAAUCCAGAAUUUGAUGCAUCCUUGGAAGCAAUCUAUCCAAGACCAUUUAAAUGUCAUUGAUUCCUUUGCCAACGAUGUUAUUGAAGGUCGCCGUGCUCAACUCGCCAAAGGUGAAGUACACCAUGAUUUGCUUUCACGUUUCAUGAACGCCUUAAACGAACACGGUGAAGAGCUCAGUAACGCCGAGUUGCGUGAUAUCGUGUUGAACUUUGUUAUUGCCGGAAGAGACACAACAGCCCAAGCAUUAUCAUGGACCUUCUAUAACCUUUGCUGCCACCCUCGCAUUGAAUACAAGCUUGUUCAAGAAAUCAAUGAAUUCAUCACCGACGACGUUGAAGGUGAUGCUCGUGCACUUUACGAAAAGAUCAAGGAUAUGAAAUACGCUCAUGCAUUAUUUUACGAGGUACUACGUCUUCAUCCAUCCGUACCAGCAAACCAAAAAUAUGCACUUAAUGAUGAUGUAUGGCCUGAUGGUACCAACAUCAAAAAAGGCGACUACGUGGUCUGGGAUCCUUGGGCUCAAGGUCGCUCUGAAAAAGUAUGGGGACCUGAUGCAAAGCAAUUCAAACCCGAACGAUGGAUUACUCCCGAAGGUGAAUUACGUAGAGAAUCACAAGGACAAUGGCCUGCUUUCCAUGCUGGUCCACGUACUUGCCUUGGUCAAAACCUUGCUACUCUUGAAGCUCUUGUUGCUAUCAUCUUUUUGCUCAGACGCUAUGAAUUCACUUUGGUUCCUGGCCAAGAGAUCACAUACCAAGUAUCCCUUACUCUUCCUAUGAAGAAUGGCAUGAACCUUUAUGUCAACAAGCGUGCCACUUCCACAUAA